AUGGCUACAUCAUUACAAUCAGCUAUGCGGCGCUCGCUAGCAAGUAUCUCCAAGUCAAACCUCAAAGCUGCAGUCUCGCAGCCCGCAACUACCUCGGUUUUCCAGCGCACACGUCUCCCAGUCAGCCGAGGACUCAAUUCCUUCUCCCAGAGCCGCAACUCGCUCACAAGAACAGGUCACCGGACCUGCACAGUUCCACAGAAUACCCCAGGUCUGCGGAGCCAUGUGCGUUAUACCAGCGAUGACUCCGGCCCCGUUUUCCGGCAAUGGGGAUUUGAGGAGGUCAACGCCAUUAUCCCACCUGCUCAUGGCUCUGUAAUCCUAGUCGAUGUCCGUGAACCUGCUGAAUUGAAUGGAACUGGAAUUAUUCCCUCUGCCAUUAAUAUCCCGCUUGCAUCGCAGAGCGAUGCGCUAUACUUGAAGAGCGACGAGUUUGAGACACGCUUCGGGUUUCCUAAGCCGGUUGUUGAUGCCGAUCAUCAGAUUGUGUUUUAUUGUAAGGCUGGUGUGCGCGCACAGGCUGCAGCACAGUUGGCUGCCCAGGCUGGGUAUGAUCCGGAGCGAAUCGGAGUUUAUUUCGGGAGUUGGUUGGAUUGGGAGAGGAACGGGGGUAGGGUUGAAAGGUGGGAUGGGGAUGAUUAA
Molecule: messenger RNA, 642 nt
Organism: Penicillium taxi
Lineage: Eukaryota; Fungi; Ascomycota; Eurotiomycetes; Eurotiales; Aspergillaceae
Exons: 2
Coding region: 1-642 (213 amino acids)
Cellular component (GO): mitochondrion
Molecular function (GO): thiosulfate-cyanide sulfurtransferase activity
Source: RefSeq, a predicted model, not a curated record